This is a messenger RNA of Ochotona curzoniae (black-lipped pika), 8183 nucleotides long. RefSeq names its product protocadherin 17 (gene PCDH17). NCBI's taxonomy places the organism in Eukaryota, Metazoa, Chordata, Mammalia, Lagomorpha, Ochotonidae. The record is from RefSeq and is a predicted model, not a curated record. The transcript is spliced from 4 exons. Gene Ontology annotation, molecular function: calcium ion binding. Gene Ontology annotation, biological process: homophilic cell-cell adhesion. The coding region runs from base 740 to 4228 and encodes 1162 amino acids. Gene Ontology annotation, cellular component: plasma membrane.
AGAUGCAGUCCACCGCCGCCGCCGCCGCCUCAGCCAGCAAUGCAAGAUUAGAUCUCUAAAUGCAGCAAAACACUGCCUGAAAACAGAGCAGCCUGCGCAGCGAGCAGACAUUUCACGGUGCGCCGGAGAAGAUUCUGAAAUAAUCUGUGACUCUCGCGUCCCCACCAAUUUCAUCCCGGUAGACGGGUAACAAGUAAGGAUUUCACUUUCCGAUCUGCCUGGAGACACACCUCCCCUCUCCCUCCCCCGCCCGAUGGGAAGCCUGCUCCGUAGGCUGGCGGCGGCGGUGGAUUUGCGGCUCCCUAGCGGGAGACGGGGAAACCUCCGGAUUCUUCCGCUCGUUAUCAACCCUCCCAGGCGUGAUUUCCUCCUUCUCGCCGGCCUCCUCGCUCAAGUUUGAACCCCCCCCCGAAGUCCGAACGGCAGGGACAAAGCCCCGGGCUCGCCCCCAGCCGCAGGGAGCCGCCGCCUUGCUCCCAAGCCCCUGCAGCUAGCUUCGCUGCACCCGCUGCUCUCGCCCGGUGCGGAUGCUGUAGAUCAACAGGUUCGGGGGGAACUUGAGCGGAAUCCGGAGAGACUGCCCAGUGCCGCAGCCCGGGUGCGGAAGAACCGAACGACCCACAGACUUGGGACUCUCAGCUCCCGCGCUCGCCGAGGAGCCCGGAGCCCCAGCCUGGCGCGCACCCGCCAGCUCUGCCCUCCAGUCCGGCUGCUCCUGCCCCCACCCCGCCGGUCUGGGAUGUACCUAUCCAUCUGUUGCUGUUUCCUCCUCUGGGCCCCCGCCCUGACGCUCAAAAACCUCAACUACUCGGUCCCGGAGGAGCAAGGGGCCGGCACGGUCAUCGGUAACAUCGGCAAGGAUGCUCGCCUGCAGCCGGGGCUCCCACCGGCCGAGCGCGGCGGCGGCGGCGGCGGGCGCAGCAAGUCCGGCAGCUACCGGGUGUUGGAGAACUCGGCGCCGCACCUGCUGGACGUGGACGCGGACAGCGGACUCCUGUACACCAAGCAGCGGAUCGACCGCGAGUCCCUGUGCCGCCACAACGCCAAAUGCCAGCUGUCCCUGGAGGUGUUCGCCAACGACAAGGAGAUCUGCAUGAUCAAGGUAGAGGUCCAGGACAUCAACGACAACGCUCCCUCCUUCCCGUCCGACCAGAUCGAAAUGGACAUUUCCGAGAACGCGGCCCCCGGCACCCGCUUCCCGCUCACCAGCGCGCACGACCCCGAUGCGGGCGAAAACGGCCUCCGCACCUACCUGCUCACCCGCGACGACCACGGCCUCUUCGCCCUGGACGUCAAGUCCCGUGGCGACGGCACCAAGUUCCCGGAACUGGUCAUUCAGAAGGCGCUGGACCGAGAGCAGCAAAACCACCACACGUUGGUGCUGACCGCCCUGGACGGCGGCGAACCGCCGCGCUCGGCCACGGUGCAGAUCAACGUGAAGGUGAUCGACUCCAACGACAACAGCCCGGUCUUCGAGGCUCCCUCCUACCUGGUGGAGCUGCCCGAGAACGCUCCGCUGGGCACGGUGGUCAUCGACCUGAACGCCACCGACGCGGACGAGGGGCCCAACGGCGAGGUGCUCUACUCCUUCAGCAGCUACGUGCCCGACCGCGUCCGGGAACUCUUCUCCAUCGACCCCAAGACCGGCCUCAUCCGCGUCAAGGGCAACCUGGACUAUGAGGAGAACGGCAUGUUGGAGAUCGACGUGCAGGCCCGAGACCUGGGGCCCAACCCCAUCCCGGCCCACUGCAAAGUCACGGUCAAGCUCGUCGACCGCAACGACAACGCGCCGUCCAUCGGUUUCGUCUCCGUACGCCAGGGGGCGCUCAGCGAGGCCGCCCCGCCCGGCACGGUCAUCGCCCUGGUGCGGGUCACCGACCGGGACUCGGGCAAGAACGGGCAGCUGCAGUGUCGGGUCCUGGGGGGAGGAGGGCCGGGCGGCGGCGGCGGGGGCCUGGGCGGGCCCGGGGGCUCGGUCCCCUUCAAGCUGGAGGAGAACUAUGACAACUUCUACACGGUGGUGACGGACCGGCCGCUGGACCGGGAGACCCAGGACGAGUACAACGUGACGAUCGUGGCGCGGGACGGGGGCUCGCCUCCCCUCAACUCCACUAAGUCGUUCUCGGUCAAGAUCCUGGACGAGAACGACAACCCGCCGCGCUUCACCAAGGGGCUCUACGUGCUGCAGGUGCACGAGAACAACAUCCCCGGCGAGUACCUGGGCUCCGUGCUGGCCCAGGACCCCGACCUGGGUCAGAACGGAACCGUGUCCUAUUCCAUCCUGCCCUCACACAUCGGCGACGUGUCCAUCUACACCUACGUCUCCGUGAACCCCACCAACGGGGCCAUCUACGCCCUGCGCUCCUUUAACUACGAACAGACCAAGGCUUUCGAGUUCAAGGUGCUCGCCAAGGACUCGGGGGCGCCGGCGCACCUGGAGAGCAACGCCACGGUGAGGGUGACCGUGCUGGACGUGAACGACAACGCUCCGGUGAUCGUGCUGCCCACUCUGCAGAACGACACCGCCGAGCUGCAGGUGCCGCGCAACGCCGGCCUGGGCUACCUGGUGAGCACCGUGCGAGCCCUGGACAGCGACUUUGGCGAGAGCGGGCGCCUCACCUACGAGAUCGUGGACGGCAACGACGACCACCUGUUUGAGAUCGAUCCGUCGAGCGGCGAGAUCCGCACGCUGCACCCCUUCUGGGAAGACGUGACGCCCGUGGCGGAGCUGGUGGUGAAGGUGACGGAUCACGGCAAGCCCACCCUGUCGGCCGUGGCCAAGCUCAUCAUCCGCUCGGUGAGCGGCUCCCUGCCCGAGGGCGUGCCCCGGGUGAACGGCGAGCGGCACCCCUGGGACGUGUCGCUGCCGCUCAUCGUGACCCUGAGCACCAUCUCCAUCAUCCUCCUGGCGGCCAUGAUCACCAUCGCCGUCAAGUGCAAGCGCGAGAACAAGGAGAUCCGCACUUACAACUGCCGCAUCGCCGAGUACAGCCACCCGCAGCUGGGCGGGGGCAAGGGCAAGAAGAAGAAGAUUAACAAAAACGAUAUCAUGCUGGUGCAGAGCGAAGUGGAGGAGAGGAACGCCAUGAACGUCAUGAACGUGGUGAGCAGCCCCUCCCUGGCCACCUCCCCCAUGUACUUCGACUACCAGACCCGCCUGCCCCUCAGCUCGCCCCGGUCCGAGGUGAUGUACCUCAAACCGGCCUCCAACAACCUGACUGUCCCGCAGGGGCACGCAGGCUGCCACACCAGCUUCACCGGACAAGGGACUAAUGCGAGCGAGACCCCUGCCACUCGGAUGUCCAUAAUUCAGACAGACAAUUUUCCCGCAGAGCCCAAUUACAUGGGCAGCAGGCAGCAGUUUGUUCAAAGUAGCUCGACGUUUAAGGACCCAGAAAGAGCCAGCCUGAGAGACAGUGGGCACGGGGACAGUGAUCAGGCUGACAGUGACCAAGACACUAACAAAGGCUCCUGCUGUGACAUGUCUGUUAGGGAGGCGCUCAAGAUGAAAACUUCUUCAACUAAAAGCCAACCACUUGAACAAGAACCAGAAGAGUGUGUUAAUUGCACAGAUGAAUGCCGAGUGCUUGGUCAUUCUGACAGGUGUUGGAUGCCACAGUUCCCUGCAGCCAAUCAGGCUGAAAAUGCUGAUUACCGCACAAAUCUCUUUGUACCCACCGUGGAAGCUAAUGUUGAGACUGAGACUUACGAAACUGUGAAUCCCACUGGGAAAAAGACUUUUUGUACAUUUGGAAAAGACAAGCGAGAGCACACUAUUCUCAUUGCCAAUGUUAAACCUUAUUUAAAAGCCAAACGUGCCCUGAGCCCUCUCCUCCAAGAGGUCCCUUCAGCAUCAAGCAGCCCAACCAAGGCAUGCAUCGAGCCUUGCGCCUCGACAAAAGGCUCCUUGGAUGGUUGUGAAGCAAAAGCAGGAGCCCUCGCCGAAGCAAGCAGUCAAUAUUUACCCACUGACAGUCAGUACCUGUCUCCCAGUAAGCAACCGAGAGACCCUUCCUUCCUGGCUUCUGAGCAGAUGGCGAGGGUCUUGGCAGAUGUGCAUUCCCGAGCAAGCCGGGAUUCCUCGGAGAUGGGCACUGUUCUUGAGCAGCUGGACCAUCCCAACAGGGAUCUGGGCAGAGAGUCGGUGGAUGCAGAAGAAGUUGUGCGAGAAAUUGAUAAGCUUUUGCAGGACUGCCGGGGAAAUGACCCUGUGGCUGUGAGAAAGUGAGAAACAAAGAAGCAUUGGCAUUUUCUCGUGUCUUCUGCUGAUUUAUAAAUGAUCCCUCCUGGUGACAGCCCAUUUUACAGGGAAGAAGAAAAACCAAUGCUGCUUUAAGGCUUUUAGUGAACAUCUGAAGUGCCCACAAGUAUGUCCUUUUCACUGCUGUUUCUUUUUCAGAGGUAACAAUGGGUUUGUUUUGACCAAACUUAAAAUAGGACAGAACUAAUGAUGUUUAAAGAAAGAAGAGAGAGAGGAAAAGGAGAGAAGAACAAGGAAAGAAGACCAAGAAGGAGGAAGCAAGUCACCUUUUGACAAUCUGUAGGAAGGUGUGCAGUGUGAGAAUCAAAGUAUUUCUGAUCACUCUCAAGACUGUCCUCCGUGAUUUACGCUGACUUAACUGUUUACCUAUAAACCCCGUACAAUGCAGGGUCAGAAUUCGUGAUCUGUGGUGGAUUUUAGCAGUCAUCACAGGCUUCUACUGAGAGUCCCGAAGAGACCUUGCAGUAGUCCAAGCUACACCAAACAUUAACACAUUUGUGGUAAACAUUUCUGUAUAAAGUUACCUGCCACACAUAUAAACAUGAAGAACAUUUCAUGUCAUUAAACAAAAAUAAAAAUGAAAAACACACAAAAAAACCCUUGAUCAUUUGUAAGAUGCCUCAUUCCGUAUAAAAGUUAAAUGUAAAAAGAUAUAGUCCAUUUUGUCCUGCACACACGUAGACUAAUUCAUUUCAUUAAAAGAAAAAGAAGAAAAAAAUUUAAGAUUUAAAAUGCCUAUGUAGCGUUUUAGUGUCCAACAAAAAUAUGAAUCAUGAUAAGUGUGUUUUAAAUUUGACAUAGAAAAGCCCUGAAAAGUAGUUACCAUUGAGUGAUUUAGCGUGAUUAAUGCAUUUUAUUCAUUUGUGGACACUAAAAUAGCUCAGGAAAGUAAAAAUGUCUUAGACAUACACCAAUCACAUAACCAUUUAAAUGUGCAAAUGUAAGAAGAUUCAAUGUGUUUACAUCAAAUGACAUAUUUUUAUUGAUUUAUUGCAGAUUCCGUGCAUAUGAGCCAAAUUGUUGAGUGUAUAAGAGCUAUAUUGUGUAUUUUAUUAAAUUAAUAUAUAGUUGUGUUGCAAAAAAUAUUUGGGCUUAUAUUGUAAAUGGCAAGUGUUGCCUCGGUAGCUGUCGAACUCUAUGAGUUUUGUUUUUUCCUGCUUCCUUUUCCCCAUGGAGUGUGGGAAGCAGUGCCUCAGAGCAGAGUCUCUUGUUUAAUGUAUAGUCUACCAAGUACUACAGUACAUAAUCUGUUCAAAAUGUGUUUGAGUGAGCUGAUGAAGCUAAGGUAAAAAAAAAAAAAAUACAUCCAUUAGUCACAGUUAUGUGCAAGUCCUUGUACAAGCUUUUAUUAAAGUCAUGCUAAAUCACAAGAAUGACAUUUGUACCAAUUUCUGAAACUUCAUGUUUCUUCUAUUUUUUUUUUCAAUUUUGAUUAUAAUCUUUGCCUAUGUAGAUAUCAUACCAGGUUGGUUCUCAAAAGUAUCUUAAGUGGUUCAAAUGUGUGCUCUCAUUCUCUUUUCAAAUCAUGAAACUGCUUUAAUGCAUGUCUGGUACCAGCACUAGUUAUUUGCAUUGUAUGGUGUCUUUCAAGAGAUCUGGGUCUUAACAAAAUGUUUUUCUUUUAUCGCAGUGCUCCUCUGCUUUUUCUUAUGGGUGUCCUUUGAGAACAAUACACCUCCUAUUCUUCCAUUUGCUUGCACCUUUUCUUGUGACAUUUAGCACAUUUCAAACUUACUUCCAUAUGAGGCUAAGAAACCUCAAAUUUCAGGAAUUGGGAAAAAUUAAAUUAGCACUUGCAGAAGUAGCAGCAGAUGGGAAAAUGCCUUGAUUGACAUUUUCCUUCAGCGUUUAAAAGUUUUGGCAUUUUACAGCUUCAUGACAAACAGUUUUGAGCCCAUACCUUCGAAUAUGUGGUGCUGAGUUAAAUAAAGGCUGUUUGUGCACUGGAGCAGAAAAAUGCAUUAUUUGCAAACUGGUGGAGAAUUCUGUGCCUUCUUUUCUGGCCACCAAGCCAGUGUAGAAACAGCAUACAUGUUGUAAAAUCCUUAUAUUUAAAACAAAAGCAAAAGCAAAAACAAACACUGAAUCAAAUUAAGUUUUGUAAUUUUAAACCUCAAAAAAUUCUACUGAAAAUAUUUCUGUCCAAUGCUGUCAGGAUUUUAGACUGUACCUCGUUGGCAAAAUUGCUUUGAGAGGGAAGCGUGGACAACUCCCAUCAGCCUUAUUCUCUUGAGAACUAUAUUUGGUUCCUAGUUACAGCCUUUCCAAAGCUCUACUCUUGAUUUUUAUUAUUCGUAAAUGUUUGAAUUAGAAAAGAAGGGAUCUUGUACUUGUGAAACCUAACUGACUAUAUUUUGGACAAUUUAUGUAAUUGAAAUGUGUUGUCUCUGUUAUAUGAUGUUGCUUUUGCCAGGAGACUACAGGCUGAUUUGGCUUGAUAGUGGAAAUUUAAUGGAAAACUGAUUUCCAUUUAGUCUUACUGAAUGUUGCCUCUCUCUUACUAGCCAGACAACUACUCAGUAAAAUGUAGAAGUAUGUACAUCAAGUCCAGAAAGAGAGUGGAGUUUAUUUUUAAACAUGCUUAACUCUGAGUAACUAGUUGUUCGGUUUACUGUAUGUUUCUGAAGACAUUGAAACAGUACGAUUUGAUUCUAAGAUUUGGUUGUGCCAAGGUGUGAGAGAUUUCCUUGAGGCUCUCUGCCACCAGUGGUUUACUAGCCCUCGCUACUUAACCCGUCUUCUGUGUUUAGUAGUGAUUAUUUAUUUACAAGUUGGUGAUAAUUCAGCAGCCAGGACACUAAGCCUUUAUAGUUGAGGGAAUCUUGCUUUUAAUUCAUUUGGCUGGCAACUGCCUGUAUCACAGACCUCUGGUGCUUGGCUUUCAAGGAAGCCGAUGAGAUGCCAAAAUCACACCUUUUGGGAGCACUUCCUCUAACGGAUGACCCAUGAUCAAACUGAUAUUUGCAUGGGUUUCAGCAUAAUUUAGAAUAAGAAAUAAAAACCUUGAUUAAUAUCUUUCAAAUGCUAACUGCUCUGGAAAAAUAUUGCAUACAUUCAAAGGGAAUAAUUUCAUACUACUUUGUUAGGUCCUUCCAUAACUGAAGACAAGCACAGAAAAUGAGCUUUUUGCUGAUGAACUAAAAAUAAAAAUAAUUAACAAAACUUUUAAUUAAAUAUUAGUGAUAAAAAGUUUUAAAUCAAAGUUAAACGUAGUGAGAACCAGUGUUAGUUGUUACCGAUACCAAAGUAAACAUUAAAGAGACAUAUCAUGCAAUUUCAAUGAAUGCUUUCAUACUGUUUCUUAACCCGACAUCCUUAUCCUUAUUAUGGGCAGAAUACAAAAAUUUGUUAACUUCUUUAUAAAUUUAAUGAAUUCCUAGCUGGGAAAUUGACUUGUUUUCUUUAUCCAAAUUAGCUGAGAUCUUGUAAGACAUUACUUAAUUUAAAAAAAUGGCAUCCUAAAAACAAGUCAGGAAGGAAUGUAGAAAUAUGCUUUACUAGAACGGGGUUAAAAGCUGUUUGCUGUCUAAUGGAGUAGAAGUUGCUGAGGUCAAGAAAAAGAUUGAGGUCUGGCAUAAUAUAUGCCCACUCAUUAUUUUCUAAUUGUCUUCUUUUGACAACAGACAGCAUAAAUUCAAAUGAGAGUUUUGACUAUCAAGAUGUGUUGAUUAGGAACAUAAUUGAAUGAAACCUGAUUGCAGUCUGACUUUCCUGGCCCUAGUGUUUUUCAGGUUAGCUCCGUCCACGUAUCAUCCCCAUCACUCCAUAAGGUUCCUAGCUGCACCAAGUGAUUGGUGAACAAGGACAACAACAACAAAAGCAGCAUACAUUGUAUGGAUUUAUCUCAAUGCUAUUGUUUAAUGGCUGUGUUUAAUGUGACCUAUCUGGAAAAUGAGGACUCCGAAUAAAAAGCUAUUACUAA